This is a messenger RNA of Aquila chrysaetos chrysaetos, 1894 nucleotides long. RefSeq names its product Ras association domain family member 1 (gene RASSF1). Gene Ontology annotation, cellular component: nucleus; microtubule cytoskeleton. Lineage: Eukaryota; Metazoa; Chordata; Aves; Accipitriformes; Accipitridae. Bases 264 to 1634 code for a protein of 456 amino acids. Gene Ontology annotation, biological process: Ras protein signal transduction. The transcript has 6 exons. The record is from RefSeq and is a predicted model, not a curated record.
CCAAAGGGCUGGAGCCUUGAUCUGAGCACGGCUGGGAAAGGCUAACGGUGCCAGCAUGGCCGUGCAUCUCCUGGUCUGACGGGGUGCCUGAGAGCCCCCCCCACCCCAAAGCAGGCUUUGUACCAGCGCUGCUGCUGCAGGAGCUGUGACGGCGGGCAGGAAACCAUCUUGGUCCGGCCGCAGCCCCGGCCGAGCGGCCCGGGCUCGGGGCGAGGAGUUUACUCCGAGCCCCGGCCGCUCGGCCGGGGCUGCGGCUGGACUGAAUGCAGAGGUUCUCCAGGAGAGCUUUGGCUGCUUCUCGCCCGCUGCCGGAGCUUCCCCCAGCCCCCUUCCCCGCUGGGAAACUGAGGCACGGAGCGAGGCUUGUCCCUCUCCUGGGAGAGGUGGCGGAGAAAGCGGGGCUGCCGGAGCGGCCCCCCCCCCCCCGCUUCCCCAGCAGCGGCUCCCGGAGCCUCCUCCCCGCCUCCAGCCCGCCCCGCCGGGCUUGCCGGGACCGGGGGGUGGCGGUCGGGACCUCCGGGCGCUGCGAGGGUCCCCCCCAACCCCCGCUCCUGCCUCAGUUUCCCCCGCGGUGCCCGGACGGGGCGGCCCCUCCCGGUCCCCGCCCCGGCCCUCGUCCCCGGUGCCGGCCCCCCGCCCCGCCGCCGCGCAGCGCCCGCGGCCGCCGGGCCAUGGAGCUCAUCGAGCUGCGGGAGCUGCAACCGGAGCCGCGGCCGGGCCGGGGCCGCCUGGAACGGACCAACGCGUUGCGCAUCAGCCCGGCCCGCCGGCCCGGCACCGGUCCCGGUCCCGGUCCCGGUCCCGGAGCGCACCCCGACCCGCGGCUGACGGCGACACCGGGCGCCGGGCACCGCUUCGAGCCGCGGCGCCGCGGGCUCCACACCUGGUGCGACCUCUGCGGGGACUUCGUCUGGGGCGGCGGUAGGAAGAGCCUCCAGUGCCGCCACUGCAGCUUCACCUGCCACUACCGGUGCCGGGCCCUGGUGCGGCUGGACUGCAGCGGCCCCCCGGGCGCCGACGACGAGGACGAUGGCAGCGAGCAGGCGCUGGAGAAGGACACCAACGUGGAUGAGCCCAGCGAGUGGGAGAAGGCAGAGCUGGACCAGGCGCAGGUGGAGCAGCGGAUCAAGGAGUACAACAGCCAGAUCAACAGCAACCUCUUCAUGAGCCUGGCGGGGCGGCAGGGGCCGCGCACCCAGGGGGUGAAGCGCCGCACGUCCUUCUACCUGCCCAAGGGGACCGUCAAGCACCUGCACAUCCUCUCGCACACCCGCGCCAGCGAGGUCAUCGACGCCCUCCUCCGCAAGUUCACCGUCGUCGACAACCCCCGCAAGUUCGCCCUCUUCGAGAGGUCCGAGAAGGAUGAGCAAGUGUACCUGCGGAAGCUGGCUGAUGAGGAGCAGCCCCUGCGGCUGCGGCUGCUGGCCGGCCCCAGCGAGAAGGCGCUCAGCUUCGUCCUGAAGGAGAACGAGACCGGGGAGGUGAACUGGGACGCCUUCACGCUGCCGGAGCUGCACAACUUCCUGCGCAUCCUGCAGCGGGAGGAGGAAGAGCACGUGCGCCGGCUGCGGCACCGCUACGCUCGCUGCCGGCAGAAGAUGCAGGAGGCGCUGGCCACGCGCACCCCGGGGUGACCGCCACCGCCGCGGCCGCGGCCAGCCAGCGCGCCGGGACCCUCGCCCGCCGGCGGGUGGGGGCACCGGGGAGGGGGGGGGGUGGAAUGGGGCACCCCGGGACCUACCGGGUCGUCGAAGCCCCCGUGGGGCUGGCCCGGGGAGCGGGUGUCCCUGGGGGGAGCGAGUGUCCCUGGGGGGAGUGAGCGUCCCUGGGGGAGCGGGUGUCCCCGGGGUGGGGAGCAGGGCGUUGAGCACCAAUAAAGGCAUCUUGGUGACGA